Molecule: messenger RNA, 3383 nt
Organism: Lathyrus oleraceus (garden pea)
Lineage: Eukaryota; Viridiplantae; Streptophyta; Magnoliopsida; Fabales; Fabaceae
Product: pentatricopeptide repeat-containing protein At5g27460
Exons: 4
Coding region: 265-1788 (507 amino acids)
Cellular component (GO): mitochondrion
Molecular function (GO): protein binding
Source: RefSeq, a predicted model, not a curated record
AAAUCCAAAUGCACAAAUGUGCAUGCGCGAGUGGCUAGUCCUUUAGUUUGCUAAUUUUUUUGAAAUACCUAUUAUUUUUGAAUUUAAUUUGAAUUUGUUGGUUGUUUUAAAAAAAAAAUCUUAAAUGAACGUUAUGUGCAAAGUUUCGCAAUAAAAUUACGGAAUAUCAUUGUUUUAUCUAUUUAGAUUUAGCGGCAAAUUUAUGUGCCAUUUAACACAGUGAAUCUACCGUGUAGACCUUGAUCGGCGACGCCGUAGCUUCAGAUGGCGAAUCACGCUCUCAACGCCGGAAUACGACGCAGCAUCAGCUUUGUUUUGAGCGCACGAAAUCUUUGGAUCCAAGCAGAAUCUCGUGCUUCUGCAUUUUCAGAGAAACAGAACCUGAAGAGCCUAAUUGCUGGAUUCAAACCUUCAAGUCGGAGUCCAUUGCUGUUGCUUCAAAAUUGGAUUGACCAAGGUAACAAGCUUUCACCAUCGGAACUCAGAUGCAUCUCCAGAACCCUAAUAAAAUCCAAACGCUAUAACCACGCUUUAGAGGUGUUGAAGUGGAUGGAAAACCAAAAACAAUUCCGUCCAAAUCCAGCUGAUCAUGCAAUGAAAGUGGAGUUAAUCAUUAAAAAUUAUGGCCUAAUGGAAGCUGAAGAAUAUUUUAUGAGUAUACGUGACUCAGCUGGAAAGAAAGCUGCGUAUCUUCCACUUCUACGUGGCUAUGUAAGAGAUAGGGAAAUCAGUAAAGCUGAGACUUUCAUGGAGAAGCUCUAUGAAAUGGGGCUAGUUGUUAACCCUCACCCUUAUAAUGAGAUGAUGAAACUAUAUCUUGCCACAUGUGAGUAUCGGAAGGUGCCCCUUGUUAUCCAGCAAAUGAAACGAAAUAAAGUACCCUGCAAUGUUUUGUCCUACAACCUUUGGAUGAAUGCUUGUGAUGAGGGAAAAGGAUAUGGGGUUGCAGCAGUGGAAACAGUUUUUAGAGCAAUGCAAAAUGAUGAGAAUGUUGAGGUGGGAUGGAGCAGUCUUGCUACUUUAGCCAAUGCUUAUAUGAAAGCAGGGCAAUCUGAGAAAGCCAUUCUAGUUCUCAAAAAUGCUGAAGAGAAACUAUCUACCUGUGACCGUCUUGGUUACUUCUUCAUCAUAACACUAUAUGCCUCUUUGAAGCAAAAGGAGGGAGUCUUGCGGUUGUGGGAAGCCAGUAAGGCAGUUGGUGGAAGAAUCAAUUGUGCUAACUACAUUUGCAUACUAACAUGCUUGGUGAAGCUUGGGGACAUAGCACAAGCAAAGAGAAUCUUCAAUGAAUGGGAGUCUAAUUGUCAGAAAUAUGAUAUCAGAGUCUCUAAUGUUCUUUUAGGUGCAUAUGUGCGGAAUGGAGCGAUUGAAGAAGCUGAAUCAUUACAUCUUCACACAUUGCAGAAGGGUGGUUAUCCAAACUACAAGACAUGGGAGAUUCUCAUUGAAGGAUAUGUCAAGAGGCAAAAGAUGGACGAGGCUAUUAUUGCCAUGAAAAGAGCUUUGGCUAUGUUGAAAGACUGUCAUUGGAGGCCACCACAAGGACUUGUAUUAGCCAUAGCUGAGUAUUUGGAGAAAUGUGGGAAUUUUGAAUAUGCAAACGAGUACAUCAGAGAUAUUCAUAAUCUAGGUCUUGGAAGUUUAUCAUUGUACAAAGUAUUGCUUAGAAUGCACCUUUCUGCUAAAAAACCACCUCAACAUAUCCUUAAAAUGAUUAAUGAAGACAAAGUUGAGAUGGAUAGUGAGACAUUUUCCAUUCUUAAAGCCUUCACUGGGUUGGUAGCAUAAAAUCCCUUGGGAUUUGUUGAUCGUUUGAUACAAGAUGUACAUACAUUUUGUCUCCCUCGGAAUAAUUCAUGUCCUUUGUACAUGUUCAGGCUGGUGUGUUUGGAGGUGAAGCAGUAAUCUGGAAGUCAACUUUUUCAUAUGGUGAAUAUUUUUUAACUGACAAUUUAAUUUGUUUUCAUACUAAUACCAUUUUUGGGUGUCAAGGAUUCAAAAAGUAAAAAUUUUGCAUUGAUAAAAAUAAUUUUUUUGAACUUUUAAACGACUUUUAAGACAUUAUUUCUAUAUCAAAUUCUUUAACAUGUGCCCUUAGGGAAGGGCACUGUUAGCAUAUUCCUUAUUGAAUUGAAAGUUUUGUCAAUUGCAGAUCACAGAAAUUAGACAUUUGUUCAAAGUCUGCUAUGCAACAUUGUUAUAGUGCUGCUAAACCUGGCUAGCCACUAUUUCACAAUACUUUAUACUAAAUAGCAUAUCAUAGAACAAUAGUGAUUUGUUCGAAUUUGCUAUGCAAUAGCGCUUUGGUGCUGCUAUAGCCACUAUUUAACUUCACUUUAUUGAACACAGAAACCAACCUGCAACAUUGUCACAUAUGACUCAGAAUGAAGACUUUGUAAAGAUUAGCAGCUUACUAUAAUCUACAAUAUCUAUAUUCAUAUAUUUUUGUAAGUCCCAUUCGGGUUAAGAAGAAAGUAGCAAUCUUUUUUGUAAUUAGUAUUCAUGUUUGACUCCCCUAAUUCUCAAAAUCAUAGUAAUGUGGUGUUCUUUUAGUUUAUGAAUUCAGUAUGGUUAACAAUACCAUAAAUCUUGGUGAUUAUAGUUAAAUUAGAGACACGCCACUUCUUUAUAUUUGUUGAUCUGUUACUCACAAUUGUCCGCUAACUUGCAGAACAAAGAUAGGCUCCCCUAUUCCUGUCAUACUUUUUAUCAGCUGGUCAAUUAAACUAUAAGUUCCUAGAAGAAAGUGUAACUUAAUGGCUUUCUAGCUUUUGGUAUAUUUGCAGAAUCUGCAAAAGAUGGCCACCAACCAGCUGAAGAAAAAAAAAUCUAUAAUUGUGUUUAAUGUUCAACCCAAGGUGCGGACACAGAUGGUUGUUCAUAAAAGAAACGGUGCAGAUUCAAAUGGAAUACAUUCAAAGGUUGUUUAAGAUAUUAGAAACCGGAAAGACUGACAGAGACUAGCACCAGUAGCUUACAGCUCUCUAGUAAACUGGGAAACCGGGUUUGGAGGACACCAUGGCUACUUUAGAUUGCCAUUGCAAAGCAGAGUAUUUUGUUUGGGAGACAUUCUGAUGUCCAAAUUGCUAAAGACAAUGCUUAUUUCUGGUUUGACGUUGAAAACACCAAGCAUAUGUUAGCUCCAAAAGAACUCUAGUUUCUUUGUGGCCAACCAUUUGUUUGCAAUGAAUCAUCAUUAAAACAAACAUUAUAUAUAAUUUUUUUGGUACUGACAAUUUUUUUGUUUAUCCUUAUUUCUGGUACUGACAAUUUUUUUGUUUUUCUAGUUUAUCAUCAUGCAAAAUAUUGCUUAGGAUGAACCUUUGUAAUGAUAAACUGGCCUCUUCCAUCUUCAAAUAGUGGAAUAAUGAUUGCACCCUUGC